Messenger RNA from Drosophila eugracilis, 7609 nucleotides. RefSeq names its product kinesin-like protein unc-104 (gene unc-104). Gene Ontology annotation, molecular function: microtubule binding; ATP binding; ATP hydrolysis activity. Bases 397 to 5454 code for a protein of 1685 amino acids. The record is from RefSeq and is a predicted model, not a curated record. Gene Ontology annotation, biological process: vesicle-mediated transport; cytoskeleton-dependent intracellular transport; microtubule-based movement. The transcript is spliced from 27 exons. Lineage: Eukaryota; Metazoa; Arthropoda; Insecta; Diptera; Drosophilidae. Gene Ontology annotation, cellular component: kinesin complex; microtubule.
CCGCGGAAUUGGGGGCGGAAAAUUGACAUUUCCCUGUGAAUUUUCCCGAGCUUGCGUUCGCGCAGCUGCAAACAAUUUUCCAGCACGCGUAUCCGAAUAACCGAAUGGUAAUGAUGGGACAAAUGGCCAGCCGCUGGCAGAGUCGUUUGUUGCCUGUUCGCGUAAUGGCCAUUCUCGAAAAUUGCCAGAACUUUUAAAAACGAAACAAAGGAAAACCAUUUAAUUUCCUGUGGGCGGUGACGAAAAGAAAGAAAAAACAUUCAAAAAUUUAAACCCUUGAGUGCAAUAAUAAUUUAAGAGUGAUUGUGAGUGUUUGUGAGGAAAACUUUAAAGGAGGAGUUGCCAUUUAAAAAAUUAAUAGGAAACCAGGACACCCACUGAGAGGCACAGGACAAGAUGUCGUCCGUUAAGGUGGCGGUGCGAGUGCGCCCCUUCAACUCGCGCGAAAUAGCUAGGGAGUCAAAAUGCAUCAUCGAAAUGGCUGGAGCCACAACGGCUAUCACCAAUCCAAAGGUGCCGCCCAACACAAGCGACUCAGUGAAGCGCUUCAACUUUGAUUACUCCUACUGGUCACAUGAUCAUCACGAUGCGGACUUCUCCACACAAUCGAUGGUCUACAAGGACAUUGGCGAGGAGAUGCUGCAGCACUCCUUCGAUGGCUAUAAUGUCUGUAUUUUUGCAUAUGGCCAGACUGGAGCUGGAAAAUCAUAUACCAUGAUGGGCAGGCAGGAGGAACAGCAGGAGGGCAUCAUUCCCAUGAUAUGCAAGGAUCUGUUCACUCGCAUACAGGAUACAGAGACCGAUGAUCUCAAAUAUUCGGUUGAGGUCUCAUACAUGGAAAUCUAUUGCGAGCGAGUGAGGGAUCUGCUGAAUCCCAAAAACAAGGGCAAUCUGCGUGUGAGGGAGCAUCCUCUCUUGGGUCCCUAUGUAGAGGAUCUUUCCAAAUUGGCCGUCACUGAUUACCAGGACAUUCAUGAUCUCAUUGAUGAAGGCAACAAGGCUCGAACUGUGGCAGCCACUAACAUGAACGAAACCAGUUCCCGUUCCCAUGCCGUCUUUACCAUCUUCUUUACUCAGCGUCGUUAUGACACCAUGACCGAUUUGACCACAGAGAAGGUCUCUAAGAUUAGCUUGGUGGAUUUGGCUGGUUCGGAGCGAGCGGAUUCUACUGGCGCCAAGGGCACCCGCUUGAAGGAGGGAGCCAACAUCAAUAAGUCUUUGACCACUUUGGGCAAAGUUAUCUCAGCUCUAGCAGAGGUGUCUGCUUCUAAGAAAAAGAAUACCAAAAAGGCAGAUUUUAUACCCUAUCGCGAUUCAGCCUUGACCUGGUUGCUGCGCGAAAACUUGGGAGGUAACUCCAAGACAGCUAUGAUUGCAGCUAUCUCACCAGCAGAUAUUAACUACGAUGAAACACUCAGCACACUGCGCUAUGCGGAUCGUGCCAAGCAAAUUGUUUGCAAGGCUGUGGUCAAUGAAGAUGCCAAUGCCAAGCUUAUACGCGAACUCAAGGAGGAGAUUCAGAAACUACGAGAUUUACUCAAAGCCGAGGGCAUUGAAGUCCAAGAAGGACCCGAUGGCAAAGUGGUGUGUGAGAAGCGCGAUGCUAAUAAGGACGAGCUCACAAAGUCGACGGUCAUCAAGUCACCUACUAAGUCACGUAAUCGCAAUGGAUCCACCACGGAGAUGGCAGUGGAUCAGCUGCAGGCCAGCGAGAAACUCAUUGCAGAACUCAACGAGACUUGGGAGGAGAAACUCAAGCGUACCGAGGAGAUUCGUGUGCAGCGAGAGGCUGUCUUCGCCGAGAUGGGCGUGGCCGUCAAGGAAGAUGGCAUCACAGUGGGUGUAUUUUCACCCAAGAAGACCCCACAUCUGGUUAACCUUAACGAGGAUCCCAAUCUGUCCGAAUGUCUGUUGUACUACAUUAAGGAAGGCUUAACCAGGCUGGGAACCCAUGAAGCUAAUGUUCCCCAGGACAUUCAACUCUCUGGAUCGCAUAUCCUCAAAGAGCACUGCACCUUUGAGAAUAGAAAUAGCACGGUGACCCUGUUGCCGCACAAGGAUGCCAUAAUCUAUGUUAACGGACGCAAGUUGGUUGAACCAGAGGUCCUUAAGACCGGAUCUCGUGUCAUUCUGGGCAAGAACCAUGUGUUCCGCUUUACCAAUCCGGAACAGGCACGCGAAUUGCGUGAGAAGAUCGAGACCGAGAAUGAGGCAGAGAACGAAGUGGAGAAGACCGAUACUCAGCAGGUGGACUGGAACUUUGCCCAGUGCGAGUUGCUCGAAAAGCAGGGCAUCGAUCUUAAAGCUGAAAUGAAGAAGAGAUUGGAUAACCUGGAGGAGCAAUACAAGCGGGAGAAACUCCAAGCCGAUCAGCAGUUCGAGGAGCAGCGUAAAACGUACGAAGCUCGCAUUGAUGCUUUGCAAAAGCAAGUGGAGGAGCAAUCGAUGACCAUGUCGAUGUAUAGCAGCUACUCGCCGGAGGAUUUCCAUCAGGAGGAGGAUGUCUACACCAAUCCCAUGUACGAGUCCUGCUGGACAGCUCGUGAGGCUGGUUUGGCUGCCUGGGCCUUCCGCAAAUGGCGUUACCAUCAGUUUACCUCCUUACGAGAUGAUCUCUGGGGCAAUGCUAUAUUCCUUAAGGAAGCCAAUGCAAUUUCCGUUGAGCUAAAGAAAAAGGUGCAAUUCCAAUUUACACUCUUGACCGACACCUUGUACUCGCCCUUGCCGCCUGAGUUGGCCUCAAGUGUUGCUCCUUUGCAUCAGGAGGAUGAGUUUGGAGCACCACCAGUAUCAAAAACUUUGGUGGCUGUCGAAGUCACUGAUACCAAGAACGGAGCCACUCAUCACUGGUCCCUAGAGAAGCUACGGCAACGCUUGGAGCUGAUGCGUGAGAUGUACCACAAUGAGGCCGAGAUGAGCCCUACUUCUCCGGAUUAUAAUGUGGAGAGCCUCACUGGUGGUGAUCCCUUCUACGAUCGCUUCCCCUGGUUCCGCAUGGUCGGUCGCUGUUUCAUUUACCUGAGCAACUUGCUCUACCCAGUGCCAUUGGUCCACAAAGUGGCCAUUGUCAAUGAGCGGGGAGAUGUGCGUGGCUAUCUAAGAAUCGCUGUGCAACCCGUUUUGGAUGAGGAGUCCAUUGAUUUCAAUAAUGGUGUCAAGCAGUCAGCUCGUUUGGUUUUCAAUGAGGACGAUGCCAAGCCCAAGUACCGAGCCCUCAACGAAAAGGAUGAUGUGCAGCGCUAUAUUGACAAUGGUGGCUUGGACACCAAGCUAGAGGAACUUGAGGAUGUUGAUUCUGGUCGUGGCAUUGACUCCAACUCCGCUUCCGAGUGCCAUGAGAAUGCCGAAGAGCCUGGCGAGCAUUUGCAGGUGGGCAAGGAGUUCACAUUCCGUGUCACAGUACUCCAAGCUACUGGUAUUGGAGCUGAAUAUGCUGAUAUCUUCUGUCAGUUCAACUUCUUGCAUCGUCAUGAGGAGGCUUUCUCCACCGAACCUGUUAAGAAUUCCGCAUCAGGUGCUCCACUGGGCUUCUACCAUAUGCAGAACAUUACUGUACCCGUGACCAAAUCCUUUAUCGAGUAUUUGAAGACGCAGCCCAUUAUGUUUAAGAUCUUUGGGCACUACCAGACACACCCUCUGCACAAAGAUGCCAAGCAGGAGUUUGUUUCCCGGCCACCACCACGUCGCAUGUUGCCACCAAGCAUACCGAUUAGUCAGCCAGUGCGUAGUCCCAAGUUUGGACCCUUGCCCUGUGCACCCACGUCCACUGUUUUGGCCAAGCAUGAUGUUCUAGUUUGGUUUGAGAUCUGUGAAUUGGCUCCCAACGGAGAAUAUGUGCCAUCGGUGGUGGAGCACAGCGAUGAUCUUCCCUGCCGCGGUCUGUUCCUCUUGCAUCAGGGCAUCCAGCGACGCAUUCGUAUUACCAUCGUCCAUGAGCCCACAGCUGAGGUGAAGUGGAAGGACAUUAAUGAGCUGGUGGUGGGACGUAUCCGCAAUACUCCAGAAUCAUCCGAUGAGCAAGAUGAAGAUGCUUGCGUAUUGUCUUUGGGUCUGUUCCCCGGCGAGGUGUUGGAGGUCCCCGGAGAUGAUCGAUCUUUCUAUCGGUUCGAGGCUGCCUGGGACUCGAGUCUGCAUAACUCGACGCUGCUCAACCGUGUUUCCCAGGGCGGUGAGACCAUCUACAUCACCCUGAGUGCUUACUUGGAGUUGGAGAACUGCGCUCGCCCAGCCAUCAUCACCAAGGAUCUCAGCAUGGUCAUCUAUGGACGCGAUGCUCGCACCGGACCACGUUCCCUGAAGCACCUGUUCUCUGGACAGUAUCGCAAUCCGGAGGCCAAUCGCCUCACCGGAGUUUACGAGCUGGCACUGCGCAGAGCAUCCGAAGCAGGUAGUCCAGGUGUGCAGAGGCGUCAGCGUCGAGUGUUGGACACCAGCUCCACUUAUGUCCGUGGUGAGGAGAAUCUCCAUGGCUGGCGGCCAAGGGGUGAUUCCCUAAUCUUCGACCAUCAGUGGGAGCUGGAGAAACUCACAAGGCUAGAGGAAGUUGGACGCAUGCGACACCUGCUUUUGCUGCGUGAACGUCUGGGCAUGGACACCAAUCCCAAUCCGACCACGAAGACCGAAAAGGACGUUUGCAAUCUGGCCGCCCGAGCAGCCACAUCACCCGUACACAUGGUCAUUCCACAAUCACCGCAGACACCGGUAAAAGAUCCGCAGCAAAUCAUUCCAGAGCGGGAGUACAACCAACGGGAGCAGGAUCUCAUGCUCAAGUGCUUGAAGUUGGUGCAGGGACGCUAUACCAAGAGCGAGGCUAACGAUACGCAAACCCAAUCGGAUGUUUCACCCAGCGAUGAGGGUUGUGCCGACAUGACCGUCAGCUGCAUCUCCAGUAAUUCCAUGGAAAACAACAAAUUUGUAAUUCGACGCAGAUUAUGUUCACCGGAUCGAUCAGAUGCACCCAACGGCUGGGAGGCACCUGCUCCGGCUACCCAGCCGGCUCUUCCGCUCCGUCUCUAUGUACCGGAGUUGGAGGAGAUUCGCGUGAGUCCUGUAGUUGCCCGCAAGGGUCUGUUGAACGUCCUAGAACAUGGCGGUUCCGGCUGGAAGAAGCGCUGGGUGAUUGUCCGUCGCCCUUAUGUGUUUAUCUACCGCUCCGAGAAGGAUCCCGUUGAACGGGCUGUCCUCAAUCUGGCCACUGCUCAUGUGGAGUGCAGCGAGGAUCAGGCGGCCAUGGUCAAGAUACCCAACACAUUCAGUGUUGUGACCAAACAUCGUGGCUACCUCCUGCAGACCCUCGGCGACAAGGAAGUGCACGACUGGCUGUAUGCCAUCAAUCCAUUGCUGGCUGGGCAGAUCAAAUCCCGCCUGGCGCGACGAACUUUGGAGCCGGCCAGCCAGACGGCCUCCCAGAUUCAGGCCAAUAAUGCGGCGAAUGCCAACAGUGCGAAUAAAUGAGAUACGAUCACGAUGGAGUCCGUUUUGGUUUACUGAGACGCAGGCUAUGGCUGGCUGCAGCGCCUGAAUAUCGCCCGACGACUGGUCAGACGAAGAUCACAGCCAACGACGACAGGGGCAGCAGCUGGCAACUGAUUGAUAUAUAUAGCUUGAGGGAUUCCAUCGAAGGAAGUAGAAAAAAUAGAUGAUUGUUGCUAGGGCAAAGCUGAGGAAGCAAAUCGAAAUCGAAUGAGAAAAUCAGAGAUAUUGGGAGGGGCAGAAAAGAGAGAAACCAAAUGCAAAGCGUACGUAAUUAUUAAGUAGUUGAACAACCAGUUUAUGGAUUAUAUUAUGUAUUUUGUGAUUAGUUGGCCAUGGCCGAAAGAGUAGGCAUUAGCAGCUCCAAACAGAAACGAUAGCCUACUUUUUAGUAACUUCCCGUUUCGGUUAAGUUCUUUGACAAUUUUGUAAAUAGCUUUCGUUUGAUUCGAUUGUAUAAAUAUUUGGCAUUAGUUUAAAAACGGAUCGUUUAGUUUGAGUUUCCACGUGAUAUUAUGUUGAUCAGUUUUAGAAUAUGUAUUAUUUUUUGUUCUCAAGUAUGCGACAAUUAUGUAAAGCUUCUAAUAUGCAAACCAAACACACACACGUAUAUGCAUUUUAAUGGAGCAAAACUAAAGCAAAAUACAGACAUAUAUAUAUAAUGGAGGAACUAUAUAUAAUGAAUUAAUGUAUAAAACCCUAUAUAUUUGCUGUUUAUACACAAAUUUUCAUGUACUUGUAUCUUCUAUUGUUUAACUUAAAAAAACAAAAAUCGAAGAGCAGGCAAACGCCUGAGGAAAUAUUAUGAUACCAAAAAACAAAAUAUGUGUGUGUUAAAGGAAAGAAAAGAAAGACCGUACAGUAUAUAGGAUAUAGGAGACGUGAGGUAUAAGCUCAGCAGAAUUGCGAAAUCUCUAUAAAGGUAACGAUUAUUGUUAGAUAUAUACCAGAACUAUAUGCGAAUGAAAACUAUUUUACACACACCAGAGUUACGAACCAUGAAAUCGGCGCUGCCAUAUUAACAGCUGCCCCACAUUUGUCAACUGUUGACGGCUUUUAAGGCUUCUUCCCCCACACAGACACCCCCUAAAAAAAAAAAUAAACAACAGAAUGUUUCGCUUCAAUAAUGCUCCCACUCGGAACCACCUGCUAAAGCUUCAAGCAACAAGUUACGGAACAACCAAUUGUAGUUUUGAUAAGAAUCUUUAAUUAGUACGCAAUGGCCACCUGUACAUUUCCCAACUACCAAAAGAAAUCAAAAUCCAAAUUUUGCUUUGCUUGCGAAAAAAGAGUGUUUCUCAAUAUAUAAAAUUUCAUUUGCAUUUUUUGCCUUCGGUUAAUGGACGAGCUUAGGUCAGGUUAAUGGAUCAAUCGGGAGCUUCACUUGUGCCCGGAUCACAAGGCUCGAAGCUCCCCAAGUUGUUGAUGGGAUCGCUUUCGUUGGUGUUUGGAAAAUAAACACCUAACGUUAAGCGUUCGUUUGCUGGAUCGGAUAAUACGUAUUAUCUUUAUUUUGGAAACGUUUUUCUUCGAACUGAGUCGGCGUUCUGUUUAAUGGGUUUUGUGUUAAAUUGUAGCAAAAUGUAAACAUUUGUUAAACUAUUGAAUUAAUUUCGAAUUGUAAAAUAUUAGAGAAUUGUAAUUACAAUAAUCAUUAUACGAGCAUAUUAUAUGAAUACCCUAUGUAAUAACCUAUUUUGGCCCAGUUUGAAUUUAACAACCAAAAAAAAAAAAAAAAAAUGAAUUGCACACACCAGAAAAAAAAAAUAAAUAAGAAAUAUAUAUAGAGAGCUAUAUAUUAGCUAAACGAGUUAACGAGCAAGAAACUCAACUUAUAUAUGCGUAUAUAUAUGGUACAAUACAUUUCAAAAUCUAAAUCUAUCUAAAUAUGUACAUCGGCUAUAUAUCAAUGUAUGUAAGAGAUGAUGAUUGCCUGGCAACCGUUUCAAAAUGACAGAUUAACAGAUUAAAUGAUUGACGAGCGGAGAGCAGAACCAAAUGCGGAGCAAAUUAAUGGAAAUGAAAUGAGAAAACCUAUGCUAUGUGUAUGUAUAAUCCAAAACAAAUUGAUAUAUGCCAGGGCGUAUCACUAUUAAAGAAAUAUAAAAUAAAACGGCUUUAAAUAAAAUCUGUAAAA